Molecule: messenger RNA, 829 nt
Organism: Drosophila ananassae
Lineage: Eukaryota; Metazoa; Arthropoda; Insecta; Diptera; Drosophilidae
Product: protein D7
Exons: 1
Coding region: 419-700 (93 amino acids)
Source: RefSeq, a predicted model, not a curated record
UGUUUAACGUUAACAGCUUGAAUACAUAAUAUUUUGUUUUAAAUUUUAGAAAAAUUUACAUAAAACAGGCAAUAUUGACUAUUGCCAUUGCCCCAGCCAACUAGGCUACAUAUCUACAGUUAUAUAUUCAAUAUUUACUUAAGCUGGAGCGUGACGAAAUAAAAUUGCAGGGGUUUCUAAAAUUAACCCGCAUCGAGGUGUGGUUUAAAAACAAAAUGGGGCUUUAGGUAGCAACUAAAAGAAAUUUUUUAUUCAGUUUUGCCGCUUCAAAAAUAUGAAAGGUGGCAACAGUGGUUGAUAGUUUUCGAAACUAUCGAUUAAACCCACAUCUGUGGGAGUUCGAAUUUCGAAACAUAGCGGUACUUUCGGUGACGCCAAAUUUUUCAAGCUUAUUUGAAUUCUUUAUUUUUGAAUAAAAAUGUCUUAUUAUGAGUUUGGAACUUGUCCGUACAAUCCGGACCAUCGCAUCAUGCUGUUUCGCAUGCCGGGACACAUUGUCAAAUGCCAGAAGAACUACCGCGGGCCGCCGCUGCAGAUCUGCAAGUACAACGCCACUCAUCGGGUUCUGGACAUGGAGGAGCAUCUGAAGGAGUGCACCUAUUACCGCAACUUCAUCGAUUCUCAGGCCAUGCAAAUUGCAUUAACCAUGCGAAAGGCUCCGAUCCUGGAUGACGGCUCCGACACUAACACUGAACUGUAACUUUAAAAUCAAAAGAACAUGCAUAUACCACGUGGAUGCAUUAACGAUUAUCUUCUUGAAGAAGAUAGACCAGAUUUGUUAUAAUGUUAACCAAAUAUAUUUGUUUCGCUGAGAAUCUUAUGCUAGAAA